AGCACGCAAAUGCAGGAAAUACUUCCAGUUUGAGCAUACAGCUCUAAUAUACUACCAUCUGGUCUAAGGUUUAGAAAAACAUAAACCUGAAUGCAAUUAUAUAAAUGUGACCAUGAUAGAAGGCAUCGGAUAUUUUGCUGUUAUCAUCAUCCUCUUGAUACCGACCACAGGAUGCAACGGGACUCUUCUGUACCUAAUUCUCUGCAGGAAUAAUCUCAACACCAUUCCAAACAAGUACAUCGCAUCUGUAUUGAAAAGUCAUCUUUUGUCAGGUUUGUUUGUUGGAGUAAUUACAGCGGUCAUCAUAUUGUCCGAAUAUGUAUCACGAAAUGCAUUGUUUUGUUUUAUGACUAACUUUACAGACCGAAGCCUCAUAGCUGCUUCUACUUUUUCUAUGGUUGGACUGUCGAUAGAUAGAUGUAGAUUUUAUUGUGGUGAACAAAGCACAACAAACCAAGUCAUUGUCAAGACUAAACGAGCACUAGCCAUAAUCUGGAUCGCAGCAUUUGGAUAUGGACUUUUGUGUUUGAUCCUGGGAUUUAGUAUCAUAGCUUUCGAUCGAGUACAUGGAAUAUGUCAAGUAGAACAUGACAACAGAAUAAUAGGCACUGGUAUAUUUCUGUUGGAUUUCCUUGCUCUCGUCAUUCUCCCAGCAGUUUUAAUGACAAUCCAUUAUUACAGAACAGUAAAGAAGCUUUGGUUUAUGCCAUAUGCCUGUCUGGCACAACAACGUAUUAAACGAAAAUCUACAAUAAUGAAUAUAACAAUCUCAGUAACGAACAUGUUACUUUCGGCACCAUUUUGUGGGUUCAAGAUAGUCUUUAUUGUUUUUCAGUCUGAAAUAGAUAUUGAAACUGAAAACAAAUAUGUACAGUUUGCAUCACUAUUAUUGACAUGCGUGAGAUGUUUAACAGUACCAGUAAUAUAUUUAUGCUUGUCUGAACAAACAAAGAAUGAACUCAGGGUGAAUAGAUCGAACAUAGUGGCACAGCAGCCAAAGGAACGAAGAAUAACAUUAGAUAUUGACAAAGACCAUUACGUUACAAGAAGAGGUUCAAUCUUUCAAAUCGAAGAGAAGAGUUCAGCUGGUUUUCAAGAAUAG
Mytilus trossulus (common blue mussel) is the source of this 1102-nucleotide messenger RNA. RefSeq lists its product as uncharacterized. The record is from RefSeq and is a predicted model, not a curated record. Lineage: Eukaryota; Metazoa; Mollusca; Bivalvia; Mytilida; Mytilidae. Gene Ontology annotation, molecular function: G protein-coupled receptor activity; peptide binding. Gene Ontology annotation, biological process: cellular response to hormone stimulus; G protein-coupled receptor signaling pathway. The coding region runs from base 113 to 1102 and encodes 329 amino acids. The transcript has 2 exons. Gene Ontology annotation, cellular component: plasma membrane.